AUGCCUCACAAGAUCACCAAUGACUCCAAUUCCACUCUGGCCAGCGGAGGGAGUAAUAACGACCAGGUCGUGGCCACUGAAGUACGAGAUGUGUCCCCGUUAGUUGCCAAUCCCGUCCGCAAGCCUCCGGUUAUAAUCCACAAUAAGGGCGGCCAGAUCUACGACGAGACCCGGCCAUCGGACUGGGACAAACAACGUUGGAAGUAA
Molecule: messenger RNA, 207 nt
Organism: Penicillium chermesinum
Lineage: Eukaryota; Fungi; Ascomycota; Eurotiomycetes; Eurotiales; Aspergillaceae
Exons: 2
Coding region: 1-207 (68 amino acids)
Source: RefSeq, a predicted model, not a curated record